AUGGGUGCUUCACAAUCAGUUUCAGAAAAUUCUAUUCAUGAAUUCAAAGUCAAGGAUGCAAGGGGCAAAGAAGUGAACCUUGGAAGCUAUAGGGGGAAGGUUCUUUUAGUAAUUAAUGUUGCAUCAAAAUGUAACUUUGCUGAAGCCAAUUACACUCAGUUAACUCAGCUUUACUCGAGAUAUAAGGACACGGGUCUUGAGAUAUUGGCAUUUCCAUGCAACCAAUUUUUGAGGAAAGAGCCAGGAACUAGUCAGGAGGCAGAAGACUUUGCAUGUAACACAUAUAAAGCUGAGUAUCCCAUUCUUGGAAAGAUACGUGUGAAUGGACAAGAUGCAGCACCUGUGUAUAAAUACCUGAAAGCGCAAAAAUGUGGAAGUUUGGGAUCAAAAAGGAUAAAGUGGAAUUUCACAAAGUUUUUAGUUGAUGAGAAAGGCCAUGUGAUCCAGCGAUAUAGUCCAACAACCCAACCAUUGGCCAUUGAGAAUGAUAUCAAGAAGGCAUUGAAAGUGGCUUGA
This is a messenger RNA of Vicia faba (fava bean), 516 nucleotides long. Lineage: Eukaryota; Viridiplantae; Streptophyta; Magnoliopsida; Fabales; Fabaceae. The record is from the annotation of a GenBank genome assembly.